Molecule: messenger RNA, 2098 nt
Organism: Nelumbo nucifera (sacred lotus)
Lineage: Eukaryota; Viridiplantae; Streptophyta; Magnoliopsida; Proteales; Nelumbonaceae
Product: D-3-phosphoglycerate dehydrogenase 3, chloroplastic
Biological process (GO): L-serine biosynthetic process
Cellular component (GO): chloroplast stroma
Molecular function (GO): phosphoglycerate dehydrogenase activity; NAD binding
Source: RefSeq, a predicted model, not a curated record
AGUCCCUGUGUAGUCGUAUACCUUCCCUCUCUCUCACUCACUCACUCACCUACUCUAUCUCUCUCCCUCUCUGCCGCCAAGAUCCAAGAAGCAGCAAUGGCCGCCAGUGCUUCAUACAACCUUCUUUCUACUCCCUCCUUAAAGAAACAGAUCUCUUCUUCCUCUCUUUCAUGGAGACUUCCCCUUUCCUCCACCUUCCGCGUUUCCAUCGCGGCUCCGCGACCGAAGCGCGCUGCCACCUUCAUUGUGCUGGCAAUGGACGCCAAGCCUACGGUUCUGGUGGCCGAGAAGCUAGGACAGGCUGGUCUUGAACUCUUGAAGGGCUUCGCUAACGUUGACUGCUCUUAUAACUUGAGCCAGGAAGAGCUCUGCACCAAGAUCUCACUCUGUGACGCUUUAAUCGUCAGGAGCGGCACCAAAGUCACACGGGAAGUGUUCGAAUCGUCCGGUGGUCGUCUCAAAGUGGUUGGCCGCGCUGGUGUUGGCAUCGACAACGUCGAUCUGUCGGCUGCGACUGAGCACGGGUGUCUUGUCGUUAAUGCUCCCACCGCUAAUACUGUUGCUGCCGCCGAGCACGGAAUUGCUCUCAUCGCCGCUAUGUCUCGUAACAUUGCUCAGGCUGAUGCAUCUGUCAAAGCCGGCAAGUGGCAGCGAAACAAGUAUGUUGGUGUUUCACUCGUUGGAAAGACACUUGCUGUGAUGGGGUUUGGAAAAGUUGGGUCGGAAGUUGCUAGGCGUGCCAAAGGGCUGGGCAUGCAUGUAAUUGCACAUGACCCAUAUGCCCCUGCAGACCGUGCCCGUGCAAUAGGUGUGGAGUUGGUGUCUUUUGAUCAAGCCAUAUCAACUGCAGAUUUCAUCUCAUUACACAUGCCUCUUACUCCUGCAACAUCAAAAAUUCUCAAUGAUGAAUCCUUUGCAAAGAUGAAGAAAGGUGUUCGCAUUGUUAAUGUUGCUCGUGGUGGUGUAAUUGAUGAAGAAGCUCUUGUGAGGGCACUGGAUGCUGGGGUUGUUGCUCAGGCGGCGCUUGAUGUCUUUACAGAAGAGCCACCUCCAAAAGACAGCAAACUGGUGCUACAUGAAAAUGUUACCGUUACUCCCCAUCUUGGUGCCAGCACUGUGGAAGCUCAGGAAGGAGUGGCCAUUGAAAUAGCUGAAGCUGUUGUUGGGGCCUUAAAGGGAGAGCUUGCAGCUACUGCUGUAAAUGCACCCAUGGUUCCAGCUGAGGUCCUAUCAGAACUUGCACCAUUUGUUAUACUGGCAGAGAAGCUUGGUAGACUGGCUGUGCAAUUGGUAGCAGGUGGAAGUGGUGUUAAAUCAGUCAAGGUCACAUAUGCUUCUUCUAGAGCUCCGGAUGAUCUGGACACUAGACUAAUUCGUGCCAUGAUCACCAAAGGUCUUAUCGAGCCCAUAUCCAGUGUAUUUGUGAACUUGGUAAAUGCUGAUUUCACUGCCAAGCAAAGAGGAUUGAGGAUUACUGAGGAGCGAAUCCUGCUGGAUGGUUCACCUGAAAACCCGCUUGAAUUCAUCCAGGUUAAAAUUGCCAAUGUAGAAUCAAAAUUUGCCAGUGCCAUAUCGGAUUCAGGGGAGAUUACAGUUGAGGGAAGGGUAAAGGAUGGGAUACCCCACUUGACAAAAGUAGGAUCGUUUGAUGUGGAUGUGAGCUUGGAAGGUAGCAUUAUCCUUUGUAGGCAAGUUGAUCAGCCGGGUAUGAUUGGAAGGGUCGGUAGCGUCUUGGGUGGGGAGAACGUGAAUGUGAGCUUCAUGAGUGUUGGGAGGAUUGCUCCAAGAACGCAUGCAGUUAUGGCAAUUGGUGUGGAUGAGGAACCCAACAAGGAGGCGCUAAAGAAAAUUGGGGAUAUACCUGCCAUUGAAGAGUUUGUUUUCCUCAAGCUGUAGUGGUGUCGUUAUGAAUCGAGUUCUUAAGGCCAAUUUUCGUAGUAAUCGCAAACAUGUUUGGAGAUAAGAGUAUGUUUUUGUAAUGCCUAAACCCAAGCCUUAUCUUUUGUCGAGUGCAUGGUUGUAAAAAUACUUGAUGGAGCUGGUUGUUGCCUUCUUAAGUGAAUUUUUCAUUGAGUAUCAAUGACUUUCUCUUCUUAUC